AUGCGUGAGAUCGUUAUCGUGCUUAUGGAGGGAGUUCCUGACGGUGUUGAUUAUCAAAAGAUUGUUGAUGAUCUUUGUGCAAUUUCUGGAGUGUGCAAUAUACAUAGUUUACAUGUCUGGUCACUAUCUUUAAACAAAACAGCUUUGUCUGUUCAUAUUGCAGCAGAUAACACUGAAGAUGCUAUGACAAUAUUGAACGAAGCCCAAACAUUGCUUCGUCGUGAGCAUUCUAUCAAUCGAACAACGAUACAAGUCGAACUAUAUAAUAAAGCUAUUAUAAAUUCAUGUGACACUUGUCGAGGCCCAGAAUCUUAA
This is a messenger RNA of Adineta ricciae, 315 nucleotides long. Lineage: Eukaryota; Metazoa; Rotifera; Eurotatoria; Adinetida; Adinetidae. The record is from the annotation of a GenBank genome assembly.